AUGGGAGAAACAGAGAAAGAAUUCGCCGAUGCCUCCCACGUCAAUGAUAUCGAUGCUGCGUCUUCAGAUGCAAUUCUUCUCGCCACAGCGGCUGACACUUCAACUUAUUCGCCAUGGUCCUUGCCAAUGUUCCGCCUGUAUGGCGUCUUGUCUAUUGCCUACCUUUGUGGAUGUUUGAAUGGAUUUGAUGGAUCUUUAAUGGGAGCUAUCAAUGCUAUGACACCUUAUCAAAAUUAUUAUGGAGUUGGUUCCACAGGAUCGUCAACUGGGCUUGUGUUUGCAAUCUACAACAUUGGGUCCAUUCCCGCCGUUGUACUUACUGGCCCUGUGAAUGAUUACCUUGGCCGUCGCGCAGGGAUGUUCACUGGUGCAGUCAUUAUCAUUCUUGGCACUUGCAUUCAAGCUCCUUCAGUGAACAUGCAUAUGUUCAUCGCUGGUAGAUUUCUGCUUGGGUUUGGAGUCAGCUUCUGCUGUGUCUCUGCGCCAUGUUACGUCAGUGAAAUGGCCCAUCCUAAAUGGCGGGGAACUAUCACUGGCCUAUAUAACACGUGUUGGUAUAUUGGCUCAAUUAUUGCCAGCUGGACUUGUUACGGGAGUGCGUUCUUGAAAUCAAACUGGGCAUUUCGCAUUCCAAUCUGGUGUCAACUUGUCUCAUCUGUUAUUGUCGCUGUCGGAGUGUUCUUCCUCCCAGAAUCACCCCGCUGGCUCGUCGCUCAAGAUAGGGUGGACGAGGCUCGUGCUAUUCUCGCAAAAUACCACGGAGAAGGUCGGGCCGAUCAUCCCAUCGUCAACCUCCAGAUCUCGGAGAUGUACUAUCAGAUUCAGACUGACGCUUCAGACAAGCGCUGGUGGGACUAUAGCGCUCUGUUCAAGACCCGCAAUGCUCGCUCUCGGCUUAUAUGUGUGAUGGGCAUGGCCUUCUUUGGGCAGUGGUCUGGCAACAGUAUCGCCUCAUAUUACCUUCCCGAGAUGAUGAAAACUGCUGGAAUUGACAACGAACAUACGCAGUUGCGAUUAAACGGUAUCUACCCAGUCCUCUGUUGGUUUGGUGCCGUCUUCGGUGCCCGCAUGACCGAUCGAAUUGGACGUCGACCCCUGCUCAUCUACUCAAUCCUAUUCUCAGCCAUCUGUUUCGCCAUUAUCACAGGAACGACCAAGAUUUCUGUCGAGAACCACAACAAAAUGGCGACAAAUGCAACAAUCACUUUUGUCUAUCUUUUCGGGAUUGUAUUCAGCUUCGGUUGGACGCCAUUACAAAGCAUGUAUAUUGCAGAAACCUUACCUACCGAGACUCGAGCAAAAGGCACAGCACUGGGCAAUUUUGGAUCAAAUGUUGCGGGCACCGUCGUCCAGUAUGCUAGCGGACCGGCCUUCAAACACCUCACGUUUUACUUCUAUUUAGUUUUCGUGGCUUGGGAUCUCAUCGAGGCCGUCGUUAUUUACUUCUUCUUUGUUGAAACCAAAGAACGCACUCUGGAGGAACUUGAGGAAGUAUUCAGUGAUCCACAUCCGGUGAAAAAGAGUCUUCAAAAACGGUCAGUCAAUACUGUUGCUGCUACUGUUGGGGCUUUGGCUGGAAAGUCUGUUGAGGCCUAG
This is a messenger RNA of Hyaloscypha bicolor E, 1596 nucleotides long. Its product is annotated as putative lactose permease. Gene Ontology annotation, molecular function: carbohydrate:proton symporter activity. NCBI's taxonomy places the organism in Eukaryota, Fungi, Ascomycota, Leotiomycetes, Helotiales, Hyaloscyphaceae. The transcript is spliced from 5 exons. Gene Ontology annotation, cellular component: membrane. Gene Ontology annotation, biological process: transmembrane transport; carbohydrate transport. The record is from RefSeq and is a predicted model, not a curated record. The coding region runs from base 1 to 1596 and encodes 531 amino acids.